Messenger RNA from Vitis vinifera (wine grape), 2299 nucleotides. RefSeq names its product dihydrolipoyllysine-residue acetyltransferase component 1 of pyruvate dehydrogenase complex, mitochondrial. NCBI's taxonomy places the organism in Eukaryota, Viridiplantae, Streptophyta, Magnoliopsida, Vitales, Vitaceae. The coding region runs from base 104 to 2083 and encodes 659 amino acids. Gene Ontology annotation, biological process: pyruvate decarboxylation to acetyl-CoA. Gene Ontology annotation, molecular function: acyltransferase activity. The record is from RefSeq and is a predicted model, not a curated record. Gene Ontology annotation, cellular component: mitochondrion; pyruvate dehydrogenase complex. The transcript is spliced from 23 exons.
CAAAAAAAGGGAGUGGAAUUGGGUGGGUGCCUCCCCUGAUAACUUGACGAACCGUAGGGAAGUGAGCAGCUCGCCAUUUGCAUUCAGUUGAGUCAAAGGACGCAUGCUUUUCCUCCUACUACAACAACCAAAAACUCUUCAUUUCUCUCUCUGGACAUUUUCUCUCUCUAAAAUGGCGCUCUCUCGGCUCCGCCACCCUAUAGUCUCUCGCGCCCCUUCCCUCUUCAGAGCUCGCAUCCUCUCCUCCACCGCCUCCAGAUCGCUCCCUCACACUUCCACUGUGCAAAAGUCUUCUGUGGAUGGUGAUGGCACUCUGUUAAGGCCUGCAUCUUUACUGAUGGUCCCCAGAGUUCAAGAUGGUUCUUCUAAGCUCAAGUUGCAAGUCGGUGUCCGUAAUUUCUCAUCUGCAGAGCUUCCUUCGCAUAUGGUCCUUGGAAUGCCAGCUUUAUCACCUACAAUGACUCAAGGUAACAUUGCAAAAUGGAGGAAGAAAGAAGGAGAUAAGAUUGAGCCAGGUGACGUUCUAUGCGAAAUAGAGACAGACAAAGCUACCCUUGAGUUUGAAAGUCUUGAAGAGGGGUUUCUGGCUAAGAUACUAGUAGCUGAAGGUUCAAAGGAUGUGCCUGUGGGACAACCUAUUGCAAUAACGGUGGAGGAUGAAGAGGAUAUCCAAAAAGUCCCUGCUAGUGUUGCUGGAGGAUCAGGGGUUGAAGAGAAAAAAUCAAAACAUGAAAAUGCUGGAAAUGAAGACAAGCAACAGGAAAUGAGUUCUACAAUUAACACAGCAGAACUUCCUCCUCAUAUUGUUCUUGGAAUGCCAGCAUUGUCCCCAACUAUGAACCAGGGUAACAUUGCUAAGUGGAGGAAAAAGGAAGGAGAUAAGAUAGAAGUGGGUGAUGUGAUAUGUGAGAUAGAGACAGACAAAGCCACCCUUGAAUUUGAAAGUCUUGAAGAGGGGUACUUGGCUAAGAUAGUAGCACCUGAAGGUUCUAAGGAUGUGGCUGUGGGACAACCCAUUGCAAUAACAGUUGAGGAUCCAGAUGACAUUGAAAUUGUAAAGGCCAGUGUUAGUAGUGGUUCAGAUAUCAAGAAGGAAAAGCCACAACAGCAAGAAUCUAGAAAUGAAGUUAGAGCAGAGAAAUCCAGUUUUACUAGGAUUAGUCCGUCUGCAAAGUUGCUAAUUACAGAAUUUGGAUUGGAUGCAUCAACACUGAAGGCAUCAGGUCCUCGAGGUACUCUGCUGAAAGGGGAUGUUUUAGCUGCAAUAAAGGCAGGAAUAGGAUCUUCAAGUUCUUCCUCAAAGGAUAAGAUGCCUCCACCUCCAGUUCACUCUCAAGCUUCUCCCUCAGCAUCACCAGAAAGGUCUCAUUUACAGCAAUCAGAAUCAUUUGAAGAUAUGCCCAAUAGCCAAAUACGCAAGGUGAUAGCAACAAGGUUGUUGGAAUCAAAACAAAAUACUCCACAUUUAUAUUUAUCCUCAGAUGUUAUACUGGAUCCCCUUCUUUCCUUUAGAAAGGAGCUUAAAGAGAAGCAUGAUGUUAAAGUCUCAGUGAAUGAUAUUGUUAUCAAAGCUGUAGCAAUGGCACUUAAAAAUGUACCAGAAGCAAAUGCUUACUGGAAUGCCGAGAAAGGAGAAGUCAUUUUAUCUGAUUCUGUUGACAUAUCAAUUGCAGUUGCUACAGAGAAGGGCUUGAUGACUCCAAUUGUGAGGAAUGCUGAUCAGAAGACCAUAUCAUCAAUCUCUAUAGAGGUCAAAGAAUUAGCUGAAAAGGCACGAGCAGGGAAGCUUAAGCCCAAUGAAUUUCAAGGAGGAACUUUCAGCAUUUCAAACCUGGGAAUGUUUCCUGUUGAUCACUUCUGUGCAAUUAUAAACCCUCCACAGUCUGGUAUUCUUGCUGUUGGUAGAGGCAACAAGGUUGUUGAACCAGUGGUUGGAGGCGAUGGACUUGAGAAGCCUGCAGUUGUCACAAAAAUGAACUUAACAUUAUCCGCUGAUCAUCGUGUUUUUGAUGGCAAAGUUGGAGGUGCAUUCCUUUCAGCUUUGCGCUCAAACUUCAGUGAUAUUCGAAGACUUCUGUUGUAAACAUGAGCACUUAAAUGUUGUUAUUAAAGACUUGUUCUGUAAUAACACGAGGAAAGCCCUCGGAAUUAAUAGAUGGAGUUUCCUAGAGAGCAAUCAUAGCAGGUGAUUGUCUUCCAAAUUGUAUUUGGAAAUUUUCCUAGCAUCCAGCAAUUUUGUUCCUGGGAUACAUGGCUUUAACAUAUUGCAUUUCUAGUACCAUCUCAAGUUAUUGAUUCA